Poecilia latipinna (sailfin molly) is the source of this 4767-nucleotide messenger RNA. It is a transcript of the gene dnaaf11, whose product is annotated as dynein axonemal assembly factor 11. Lineage: Eukaryota; Metazoa; Chordata; Actinopteri; Cyprinodontiformes; Poeciliidae. The transcript has 12 exons. The coding region runs from base 64 to 1398 and encodes 444 amino acids. Gene Ontology annotation, molecular function: protein binding. Gene Ontology annotation, biological process: outer dynein arm assembly. The record is from RefSeq and is a predicted model, not a curated record. Gene Ontology annotation, cellular component: cytoplasm.
CAGAAAUUGAACGUAGCAUAAAGUUGGUUUCCACGGCAACGCGUCACAACAACUGAGACGAAGAUGGUUUACAUCACAGAGGAGCUGAUCCGGCGGCGGGCCGAGCACAACGACUGUGAGAUCCUCUCCCUGGAGGAGGUUUCUCUGCACCAGCAGGACAUCGAGCGGAUCGAGCAUGUGGACCGGUGGUGCCGGGAGCUGAGGAUCCUCUACCUGCAGAACAACCUCAUCCCCAGAAUCGAGAACGUGGGGCGCCUGAAGAAGCUGGAGUAUCUGAAUCUGGCCUUGAACAACAUCCAAGUCAUUGAAAACCUGGAAGGCUGUGAGAGCCUGCGGAAGCUGGACCUGACGGUGAACUUUGUGGGCCUGCUGAGCAGCGUGGAGUCGCUGCAGCACAACGCCCACCUGAGGGAGCUCUUCCUGGUGGGGAACCCCUGCACCGAGUUCCAGGGCUACCGGCAGUACGUCGUGGCGGCGCUGCCUCAGCUCAAGUGGCUGGACGGGACGGAGAUCAGCCGGUCGGAGCGGAUCAGAGCCUCGCAGGGCCUGGAGCAGGUGAGGAGGCGAGUCAGGGAGCAGGAGCAGGAGUACCUGAGGAGGAGAGAGGAGCAGAGAGAGGAGGCUUCACGACGAGACAAGGAGAGGAAACCAGACUCACAGGACGACAAGGAGAACCUGCGGAGCGCCGAGGAGGAGGAGCAGGACUUCUGGCACACGCCCUGCUCCUUCACCCCCGAGUCCCGGCUGGAGGCGCACCGCCGCCUGGAGGAGGAGAAGAACGCCAACAGGAAGGAACCAGAGAAGAAGAACAAACCUCCCAGGACUCUGAUCACCGCUGACGGACGGGUCAUGAACAUCAACGAACCCAAGUUGGCCUUUUCUCUGACUGAGGAUGAGGAAAACGACGCUGUUGUGUUGGACCUGGCCGUUUACAGUUCAGAGUCAGCUGACCUGAAGCGUCUCAUCCUCAGACACAUGGACACCUCCCUGAUGGACGUGGACGUCCAGCCGACGUACGCCAGAGUCAGCGUCAAAGGAAAGAUGUUCCAGGUGGUUCUUCCUGCAGAGGUGAAACCCGACAGCUCGACGGCCCGGCGCUCCCAGACCACCGGACACCUGGUUCUGACCAUGCCCCGGGCUGAAGGCGAACUCAGAGGGCAGAAGCCCGUUCCUCGCCGGCGCCGAGACGCUCCGAGCCGCAGCUCAGCAGAGGACCGGAACAGAAAGGAUAAAAUUCCUGAGAGGCUGGAAGUUGAUCCCAGUAAACGUAAAUCCGUUGAUAUCACCAACAUCGUGUCUGAGCGGAGCAGCGGAGAAGAUCUUCAGGAAAAACGGGAUUUAACAGCAGAACUCCCUGAAGGGUUCAUGGACGACCCCGAGGUUCCUCCACUCAUUUAAAUGUUUUAAAGACAAAGUUUCGCUGCCGCUCCACAGAAAAUGACGCAAAAGGCAAAUCCUGGUUACGUGAUUUUAAUUGUCUUACAGCAAAACAAAUAUUAGUGAUGGCAACAAAACCUCAGAAGAUUCUGACAGAAAAACAGAUUUUAUUUUUUAUUUCAGUAAAAAGAUUUUCUUCUGGACAGUUUUUUGGUGUUUUAGUUUUUUAAUCCUUUUUCUUGAGCUUAAGUACAGAUUCCACAUGCAUGUUAUAAAUAUUAAGACCAAACAUGAUUUAUCGCCUCGACAAACAAAAACACAAAUAUAACUUAAAUCUGCUGUAAUGUGUGAAACUACUGACCUUCACUCUUAAUUGUGUUUUAAUCUGACUGUCUUUAGUUGCAGUUUGUGACAGAUUCGUUAUGGUAAACUGGGAUUUUCAUGUUUUUGUGGAUUUGGGUGUUAUUGGUCUCAGAUUGAAGAAUCAGUGGAACCAUAAUGAGGAAGCUGGCUGCCUCUCCGGACGUCCAGAAGAGUUUCUGCAGCUUUUCUCCAACGUUUGAGCUCAGUGUCUGCCUGGAAUCGUUUCAUUUCUUUGCAAAGAGCAAGUGUUAAAUUAGUUUCUAACUCCUCGGAGGAACCCGGCGUGCUAACUGAACGCUGAAGCUUCCUGCUUCUGAUCUGAUGAGGCCUCACAGGUUUAUUCGUCUCUGUCAGCGACUCUUCAGCCUCAUUGGCCUCAACAGGAAACCUCCAAUCUGCAGAAAGAAAAUGUCGUCAGAGUAGCUGUUAGCUCAAAUAUUAGCUUAAACUUUAGCUCAACUGUUCCCUUUAAAAUGUUUGUGCCUGUUUGCUUGACUUUGAGAAAAUGUAAUAUUUGCUUAAAUAUUCACCGUACUCUUAACCUCAUCUGUAACUUAUUGGUCACUUAAACUGUGAUCUUGGCUGAAGGUUAGCUCUUCUAUUAGCUUGUCUAUUAGUUCAUCUGCCAACUCAGCUGGCAGCUUCCUCUUCUUUUGGGUUUUAUUAGCGGUUAGCAAACCAACUUAAGCUAACUAUCAGUCAGCUGUUAGCUUGACUGAUAGUUUUACUUUAAGUAGAGAAGCUAUUAGCUCUGUAGCAUGUUAGCUUAAUUAUUACAUGGCUAUUAAUGUUAGCAGUGUGAUUGUUUACAUGACUGUGUGAUUGCUAUCUCACUGUUCAUUAUUGGCUUGACUAUCAUAUUAACUGUUUAUAUGAAUGUUAGCAUUAGCGUAGCUCAAGAGGUUCUUGACUGUUAGCUUGAAUAUUAGUGAGAUUUUAGCUCAGCUUUCAUUCUGUCACUUUAUUAAUUAGCUUCACUGUCUUGAGUGUUUAGAGAACUGUUAGCUUAAGUAUAGCUUGUAUUAGCAUGACUGUUUCUUAAAGUGAUUGAGUAAACUGUCAUGCUAACGGCCGUUUGUCUGAGUGCAACCCUGACUGUUAGGUCAAAGGUCAACUUGAGAAUUAAUGAAGGCAACAGAGUCUCUCAUCUAAAGGUCGUUUUCAGUUCAGAAGCUUAUAGGAUGAGAGUCUUAGGUUUAUAAACUGUCAUCAGAUCAAUCAUGCUGAUUGGGAAUUAGAGCAUCACUAAUGAGGCUGAAAUAUUUUCAAGAUAACAAAAGUCCAGUUAUCUCCCUUUAUAACUCUGCUUAAUAUUUAAGCUGUUCGGUUAAAUAUUAACUGAAUUGUUGAUUUGGCUGUUAGCUCAGCAAUUAGCUUGACUGAUGUGUUGUUAGCAGUUAGCGUAGCCUCUCUCAUACUGACCUUUAUUGAUGGAUGUUUAACUGCUGCUGGUCGACCAAAGUUAGUUUCUUUUUAAGUGAACAUAUUCCUCUCAUUAAUUCAUUAACUACUAAAAUCCUGACUUGUUCUCUUCCCUGAUUUAAUUUUGUGCUGCUUUUAAGCCGCAGCUGCAGGAAAAUCGAUGCGCUGUGGCUGUUUUUGUGUUUUGUUUGCGGUUUUAGGCCGUCGAGUUGUGCUGCUCGGCCUCAGAUUCAGUUCCUCUGCCAGACUUUGAUUAGAAGCUCCUCUCUGCCCAGAGGACAUAAACUUAUUCUUCAGCUCGCUCUUCUCUCCUUGAAUCUCGGCUGAACUCUCCUGAGUCUUCACUUUCCUCUUGAGUUGUCACCUUAAAAAGCUCCGAGGUCGCUCCUCCUCUUCCUCGCCCUGCUCUUCCUCCUCUGUACGCCUGCAGGAAUCGUUCUGCCAUCCUGACGGCUUCACUCUUUUAUUAUCCAGGCUAUAUUUGGACUGAGCUGUGUGCGCCGUACAGCAGGAUGUUUGUCUUUACUGCAACCUGAAAGUACAUCAGAGCUGAUGGAAGGCAGCCUGGAGCCGCACUAGCUAAUUUCUCCACUUUCACUGGAAAACAUCUUAUUAUUUUAACUCAGAAAUGAUGAUCGAUCAGGUCUUUGCAGGCUGCAGAUUUCUGAUUUAUUGGUAAUAAAUCUCCGGCUCUGCGCCGCUGGUGCAGUAACUCAGUGGGUGCUUCCCACUUCCACAGCUUUUCUAAAUGAAUGCAUGUUUAUUUAUAGGCAAAGCAAAUGUGAUGCUCAUCAGUUUUAUCAGGACUGAGAGGAAACAAACUCAAAAAUAAAUUCAACUUCAUGCAAAUAAAGUUUACAUGGAAAACAGCAACUGUGGGUUUCUGAGCAGUUUUAGGAAAUAUUCAGAACAAAUUCUUCGGUUAACCAGGAGACAGUUCUGACUUUGAAUAGGCCAUUUAUUUUUCUAGAUUAUUUUGCCAGACAUAUAAUCUAAUUGGUUAAUCUGUAAACCGGAUUGUCUCUGUAACGACUGCACCAAAUGAAAACAGACCGAAGGAGGACCGAGUGCGGCGCCCUGUGGAGCUCCGUCAGUAAAACUUUAUCUGAUCUCAGGACAGAAACAGAAAAUACUGCCGAUGUGUUCACAGCACUGAGAAACAUUACAGCAAGCUGCUGUUUUAAAAACAAAUCAGUCUGAAUGAUUUAAUGAUACUUUAGAUGUAAAUACAUUUUGGUUCAUUUAUUUGGGUUUUGCUUCAUUUCAGACAUUUAAAUGUGUAUUUGUGUUGUAUAUAGUUUAUAUUUGUUUCCUGAUAUUCGUCUUUAAAGCAGAUUUAAUCUAAUCUUGUGUUUUUUCUGAUAUGAAUCAGCAUCAUUGUUAAAUCUCCAUUUUUCCACAAAUCUGUAAAUUCUUGAUCAAAUUGUCUGGAAGCAGCUUAGAAACCAUCAGUGUAUUUAACAGCUGAUUGAAUUUACUGUCACACUGGGACCAUUAUGUCGGGGUUAAUGGCUCAGAGUGCUGACUGACUGGUUUUUGUGGUCAACCUGGUUUUAAUGGUUAAUUUUCUUCCUGUCCUUUGAAUUAAAUGCUCCGUUGUUUUUC